Molecule: messenger RNA, 566 nt
Organism: Scaptodrosophila lebanonensis
Lineage: Eukaryota; Metazoa; Arthropoda; Insecta; Diptera; Drosophilidae
Product: E3 ubiquitin-protein ligase KCMF1-like
Exons: 2
Coding region: 89-463 (124 amino acids)
Biological process (GO): synaptic signaling
Cellular component (GO): plasma membrane
Molecular function (GO): zinc ion binding
Source: RefSeq, a predicted model, not a curated record
UUGACAUUUAUACGGACAGGUCUAGAUAUAUGCAAGUUAUUUAUUUUAUUCAAAGCAAGCUGUACCGAUAAAAGUACAUCUGGGCACAAUGGAAGAAAACGACGAGCUUUCUCGCCAUGUGGGCGUUACUUGCAACGGAUGCAAGAAGCGGGACUUUAUGGGUCGGCGCUAUCACUGCCUGGCCUGCGAAGAUGGCUUCAAUUUGUGCGACAACUGCUUCGCCUCGGAUGUGACCACCGACGAUCACAAGUUCGAUCAUGCCAUGAAGUGCAUUUUUACUCCGGCCAGCCUGGCCUUGUUUUACACCAGGGAGGAGCUGGAGUCGGGCAAAUAUCCCAUUUUGAUACGCUGCCCCUACUGCAAGAUGCACAACUUCAACUUGGCCGAGUUUGAGGAGCAUGUUACCCACAACCAUCCAAAUGCCGAUCCCAAUUUGCUGCUCACCUAUCGCUUACACCUGUAGAAGGACGCAAAAAUGUUGAGGACUGUUACUUACACAUUUAUUUUGAAUUGAAACUGUAACAAUAACGACAUAAUGGCAGAAAUAAAACGCUACACAGUAUGAA